UAAAACUGCAUAAAAGGAGGGUUAUUAAAAAUAACUUAACCCCUACUCUUUGCAAACCCCCCUUUUCUAUUUCAAAAAACUGAAUCAUCAAUCCAAGAAAUCUUGGAUUCUGGUGAAGCUUUCACAUGGAGAUUGGGUCGGGUCCAAUAGUGCCGUGCUCUAAAGAGCACCAGAAGAUUUAUCAGGAGUGGUUCAACUUAGCAGAUUCAGAUGGAGAUGGUCGUAUUACUGGUAACGACGCCACGAAAUUUUUCUCCAUGGCUACACUUUCUCGAACGGAACUGAAGCAGGUAUGGGCCCUUGCCGACACAAAGCGGCAAGGGUUUUUGGGUCUUACUGAGUUCAUUACCGCAAUGCAGCUUGUUUCCUUAGCACAAGCAGGUCAUGAAUUAACUCCAGAAAUUCUUAAAACUUCAGCUAUCAAAGAGGACCCUCAACUUCCGGUGAUGGAAGGCUUGGAUACUUUAAUACCUAAAACUAAAUCCCUAACAACACAUAAUCAGCCAGAUCCAUAUGGAAUUGUUCAGCCUCAGCCAACUCAAUGGUAUCCUUCAAAGUCUGUUAAAAAGUUGCCUCUUAAUGCUGUUACAUCCAUAAUUGAUGGUCUGAAAAGAUUGUACACUGAAAAGCUAAAGCCACUUGAAGUUGCCUAUCGUUUUAAUGAUUUUGUAUCACCUUUACUGACCAGUAGUGACUUUGAUGCUAAACCCAUGGUCAUGCUAUUGGGUCAGUAUUCAACUGGGAAAACAACAUUUAUAAAGCAUAUGUUAAAGUGUGACUACCCAGGAGCUCAUAUUGGGCCAGAGCCUACAACAGAUAGAUUUGUUGUUGUAAUGUCUGGGCCUGAUGAGAGAAGUAUUCCUGGGAACACAAUAGCUGUUCAGGCUGACAUGCCUUUCAGUGGCCUAACAUCGUUUGGAGGGUCAUUUUUAUCAAAAUUUCAGUGUUCCCAGAUGCCACAUCCUUUGCUUGAUGAAAUUACAUUUGUGGAUACUCCUGGCGUACUCUCUGGAGAAAAGCAACGGACACAACGAAGCUAUGACUUCACUGGUGUUAUAUCCUGGUUUGCUGCAAAAUGUGAUCUUAUUCUACUUUUGUUUGAUCCCCAUAAACUGGAUAUUAGUGAUGAAUUCAAGCGUGUAAUUGCAUCUCUACGUGGUCAUGAUGACAAGAUUCGUGUGGUUCUGAAUAAGGCAGAUCAAGUUGACACACAACAGCUCAUGAGAGUAUAUGGAGCUUUGAUGUGGUCACUUGGAAAAGUUCUGAACACACCAGAGGUUUCGCGUGUUUAUAUUGGCUCGUUCAACGACAAACCUGUUAAAGAAUCAGCUCUUGGCCCUAUGGGCCAAGAACUCUUCGAAAAAGAGCAAGACGAUCUCCUUGCAGACUUGGUUGAUAUUCCAAAGAAGGCUUGUGACCGACGGAUCAAUGAAUUUGUGAAACGUGCCAGAGCUGCUAAGAUGCAUGCCUACAUAAUUAGUCAUCUUAAGAAAGAGAUGCCGGCCAUGAUGGGUAAAGCUAAGGCGCAGCAACGACUUAUUGAUAAUCUGGAAGACGAGUUUGCAAAGGUUCAAAGAGAGUUCCAUCUACCACCCGGUGAUUUUCCAAAUGUCGAGCACUUUAGGGAGGUCUUAAAUGGUUACAGCAUCGACAAAUUUGAGAAACUGAAGCCUAAAUUAAUCCAAGGUGUUGAUGAUAUGCUCGGUUACGAAAUCCCAGAACUCCUGAAAAAUUUUAGAAAUCCAUAUGACUAAAAUAAUUGUUAGCUGGUAUACGAACUAAUGUGUUUUGGUUGAUUUUGAGUUAGUUUUUCAAGUUCAAUUCAAAAACGUUUUAUUGUGUUUCAAUAUAAUACUCCUUUUUUCUUGCUAA
This is a messenger RNA of Humulus lupulus (European hop), 1872 nucleotides long. RefSeq names its product EH domain-containing protein 2-like. The transcript has 16 exons. Gene Ontology annotation, biological process: endocytosis; endosomal transport. Gene Ontology annotation, molecular function: GTP binding; calcium ion binding; protein binding. The coding region runs from base 126 to 1754 and encodes 542 amino acids. The record is from RefSeq and is a predicted model, not a curated record. NCBI's taxonomy places the organism in Eukaryota, Viridiplantae, Streptophyta, Magnoliopsida, Rosales, Cannabaceae. Gene Ontology annotation, cellular component: intracellular membrane-bounded organelle; plasma membrane; cytoplasm.